This is a messenger RNA of Porites lobata, 5146 nucleotides long. The record is from the annotation of a GenBank genome assembly. Lineage: Eukaryota; Metazoa; Cnidaria; Anthozoa; Scleractinia; Poritidae.
AUGUAUUGCUAUGUAUUACCAUGUAUUGCUAUGUAUUACCAUGUAUUGCCAUGUAUAGCCAUGUAUAGCCAUGUAUUACCAUGUAUCACUGUGUAUUACCAUGUAUUACCAUGUAUUGUCAAGUCUUACCAUGUAUUGCCAUGUAUAGCCGUGUAUUGCCAUGUAUUGCCAUGUAUUACUAUGUAUUGCGAUGUAUUACCAUGUAUUACAAUGUAUUGCCAAGUAUUGCCGUGUAUAGCCAUGUAUAGUCAUGUAUUGCCAUGUAUUGCCAUGUAUUACCAUAUAUUACCAUGUAUUGUCGUGUCUUACAAUGUAUUGCUACGUAUAGCCAUGUAUUACCAUGUAUUGCCAUGUACUGCCAUGUAUUGCCAUGUAAUGCCAUGUAUAGCCAUGUAUUGCCAUGUAUUGCUAUUGUUACGUAUAUGGUUGUUUUUACUAUAUUUAGCGGUUUGUAAGUUUAUGCAUACUAGGAUGCAUCUUACAUGAAGGAGGCAUUAAAAGCAUGACAUUGGGCUACGUUGUCGCGCUGUGUAAAACCGAACAUAAUGUCAGAAUUUUAUGCUUAUUUUACCGCGAGCUAGAUACGCUCAACAAGAGAAGUCCAGUUUACAGUCAAUGAAAGCGGUUCCAUGCAUAGCGGACCAAUUUUCAAGCGAAUUCAUGCGACUGAGAGUAUCUCAAGCCGUUUAGUUCACUGGACCACGUGCGAGUAUAGAGCAAUGCAAACAUCUCCAGAAGCGGCGCCGUCGGCGCCAGUUCAAAUAAUCAGUGUUCCUUCAAAUUUUCCAGUACCAAGCGCUAUGGUUUGCAAAGGCGAUCUCACCAGUAACUGGGAAUUUUUUAAGCAACAAUGGCAGGAUUACGAAGUGGCAACAGGAUUGGAUCAAAAGAGUCAAGCGAUUCGUGUGGCGACCUUUCGUUCAGUCAUGGGAGAAGACUGUCUCCAGAUCUUUCUUAAUCUUAACUUUGGCGAUGAAGAAAUCACGAUCACGUCAUCGUUGUCUGCGCUAGAAGAUUAUUUUCUUCCUAAACGAAACGUAGUGUACGAAAGGUAUGUUUUCAAUUCCUGUAUUCAAACACCUGAGGAAACUGUUGACGGCUAUGUUAAUAGGUUGAGGAAACUAGCAUCCUCUUGUCUGUUUGGAACACUCACCGAAGAGAUGAUUCGUGAUAGGCUUGUCGUGAUUGUGCUUGUCAGCACAAAAAGCUAGAUAUGCUCCGGGAGAAAGAUUUAUCCUUGGAUAAGGCUCUCGACAUGUGCAAAUCGAGUGAGAUUACAAACAAGCAGAUCAAGUCGUUUCAGCACGAAAGCAAGCAGUCGAAUGAAGAGCUUCAUCUAGUCCAAGACAGAAGUAAAACAAGACCAUUAAAGGUUCAAAGAAAACGUGGAAACGCAAGUUUUGUGGUCAGGCCAAAUGGCAUUCAAAGCCCACCGAUUGCAAUGUAAAAUUUGUAAGAAGAUGAAUCACUUCAGCAAAGUGUGUUUGUCAAGAAAAGAUCGCCGUGGAACCGUCCAUUUUGCAGAAGAAGCUAAAGUCGAUGAUUAUGAUUCAGAUUUCUACAAUUAAAGGGCAUGGAAAGCAAAUGACAUCCAGCAUUACAUUUUUGGUAGAUGAUGAUGAGAAAGUACCGUUAGUUUGUCAGUUAGACACUGGUUCCACCUGCAAUGUGAUCAGCUACACGGAUCUAGUCCAGCUGUUGCAAGAUGGCAAUCCUCCUCUAAACGUGACCAAAUCUAAGCUCAAAUUAUUUGAUGGUACCUUCAUGCAACCAGUAGGUGUAGUAAGAAGUGGAAAACAGUACGACCUGCAAUUCCAAGUAGUAGAGAGCCGGAAUAAGCCCCUUCUAUCAGCUGAGACAUGUGCACAGUUGGGUCUUCUUAAGGUGGAAAUAGAACCCUAUGAAGAGGUCCACUCACUGGAAAGCAAAUUCCUCACUAGAGAGCAAAUUAUGGCCAACUACGGGGAUGUUUUUGAAGAAUUAGGACAUAUUGGAAACACGACAAUUGUCACUGAUCCUCUGGUAAAUCCCACACAGCACUCUGCACGCCGAGUUCCAAAAGCCCUCAGAGAUAAAGUUAAAGAAAAACUGGAGGACUUAGAAAGCAAAGGAAUUGUGGAAAAGGUCACCAUACCAACAGAAUGGAUUAGCAGCAUGGUAGUGGUCACCAAGCCAAGCAAGAUAAGAAUUUGUCUUGAUCCCCAAGAUCUGAAUAAAGCAGUCAUUCGCCCCAAGUAUGAAAUGCCAACCCUAGAUGAAUUACUACCCAAGCUCAGUAAAGCAAAGGUAUUCACCACUUUGGAUGCUAAAGAUGGUUUUUAUCACGUUGAAUUAGAUGAGCAGAGCAGUCUGAAGACCACAUUCUGGACACCCUUUGGCCGCUAGAAGUACCUAAGGUUACCUUUUGGAAUUAAUCUAGCUCCAGAAGAGUUUUUACGUAAACUCCAUGAGAAGCUGGAAGGUCUUCCUGGGGUAGCAGUGAUAAGGGAUGAUAUAUUGGUUAUGGGCUAUGGAGAAAAUGAAGUUGAAGCUAAUAGAAAUCAUGAUGAGAACUUGACCCGCCUACUUGAGCAGGCUCGCAAAGCCAACCUACGCUUAAACAGCAGCAAUUUAAAUCUUCGUAAGACUGAAGUCAAAUUCAUGGGUCAUCUAAUUACAAAAGAUGGUCUAAAGCCCGAUCCAGAAAAGAUUAAGGCUGUUCAGCAAAUGCCAAGACCCACAUCUAAGAAGGAGCUGCUGGGCCUGCUGGGAUUUGUAAAUUAUUUAUCUAAGUUUCUUCCAAAGCUGUCCGAAGUUGUGCAGCCACUGAGAGAAAUGACCGCAAAGGAAGCAAAGGUCAUCUGGUCACAGCAGCAUGAGACAGCAUUCAAGGAAGUACGUGAGCUAGUAGUCAAGCAUCCUGUGCUUAAGUAUUAUGAUGUACAAGAACCAGUGGUGGUGCAGUGUGAUGCCAGCGAACGUGGGUCAGGAGCAGCCCUUCUGCAAAACGGCCAACCCGUUGCUUUUGCUUCACGAUCUUUAUCACAGACUGAGAGAAAGUACGCCCAAAUUGAGGAAGAGUGUUUGGCUAUUGUCUUCUCCUGCGAAAGAUUUAGUCAGUACCUUACUGGUCGUAAGAAAAUCACAGUUGAAACAGACCACAAGCCGUUGCGGAGCAUCUUCCGAAAGAUCAUUCUUUCUGCUCCUUGUCGCCUGCGACGUAUGUUACUAAGGCUGCAGCGCUUCAAUCUUGAUGUUAACUAUAAGCCUGGCACUCAGAUGUUCAUUGCCGAUCACCUCUCCAGAGCCUCACUGAAAGCUACAGACAACACACAAGACAAUUUUCAAGUAUUUGUUCUUGAGCUCGAGUCACUCAAUCCUUUUGACUCUAUCAAAGUAGCCCCUGAGAGAUUAACACAGUUGCAGAAAGCCACAGCCCAAGACCUGGCUCUAGAAACCCUUAAGACAACAGUAGUUGCCGGCUGGCCUGAGAAGAAAGAACAAGUGCCAAUACAAGUGAGAGAUUUUUGGAAUUACAGAGAAGAGAUUUCACUCCACAAUGGGAUUUUGUUCAAGAACCAAAGAGUGAUAGUCCCUAAAGCCAUGAGACCAGAGAUACUUUCGAGGAUCCAUUAAGUCACCAAGGUGUUGCUUCAUGUUAAGAAAGGCUAGAGAUAUUGUGUUCUGGCCAAGAAUGAGUGCUGAAAUCAAAGACCAGGUUGAGAAGUGCUCAGUAUGUGCCGAAUUUCAAGCCAAGAAUGCAAGUCAGCCAAUGCUGUCACACCAAAUUCCUGACCGUCCUUGGAGUAAGAUAGCUACAGAUUUGUUCGCAUUACACUCCAAGAACUACAUCACGGUUGUGGACUACUUUUCAGACUUCAUUGAAGUUAGUGAGCUGCAGGACACUACUUCCACUUCAGUCAUAAAGGCUCUGAAAGAGCAGUUUAGCAGACACGGUAUCCCGGAUACAGUAGUUUCAGACAAUGGAUCCCAGUUCAGCAGCCAAGAGUUUCAUGAGUUCGCCCUCUCCUGGGAAUUCCAUCAUGUCACAUCUUCACCUCACCAUCCAAAGAGUAAUGGUAAAGCAGAAUCGUCUGUAAAGAUUGUUAAGCAGCUUUUCAAGAAAGCAGAGCGUGACAGACAAGACCCCUGGCUAGCUUUACUCGACUAUCGUAACACCCCCACAGAAGGUGUAAGGGCAAGCCCCGCCCAGAGGCUUAUGUCAAGGCGAACCCGUACCUUGUUGCCGACCGCUGCAAGUCUGCUGCGCCUUACUGUAAAUCACAGUUCUGUUGAUAGUCUUCAGCUGAAAAGACAAAAGGUCAAAUUCUACCAUGACAAACAUGUCAGACUGUUGCCGGAGCUGGUAAUUGGGCAGGAAGUGAGAGUCACACCCCUUCGUAAGAAUCAAACAUGGGAGCAAGGAAUCUGCACUGAGAAGCUUUCAGACAGGUCAUACGUAGUUCAGUCGGGUGGAACGUCGUUAAGAAGAAACAGGCAGUUCCUAAAGUUUGCAAGGGAACCGUCAGUACAAGCAAAUACAGACGCCAACCUUGACAAUGUUGCACACAGAGAUCCGGUACCAGCAGUCCUGCCGAAACCUCCACAAGUUGCGACAUUCCUGAAGAGACAAAGCUUCAGUACCUGGUAUCAAGACAAGGACCCGCAGCAUUCGUUCACCAGUGAGAUUCAAGGAUUUUGACAUGAAAUGUUGAACUGUUCGAGACUUUGAAAGGUUGAACUAUUUGACGCUUUGAAAUGUUGAACUGUUUGAGACUUUGAACAUUUUAGUUUUUGGGGGGUCUAGGGUCGGUCAGUCUGAUCAGAUUCCACUUAAGAGAGGACAGUGUUCUGAUUGAGUUAGUUAAACUUUUGAUUGCUUAUUUUUUUUUUGUUAAGAAAAGGGAGAUGUUACGUAUAUAGUUGUUUUUACCAUAUUUAGCUGUUUGUAAGUUUAUGUAAACUAGGAUGCAACUUACAUGAAGGACGCAUUAAAAGCAAGGCAUCGGGCUACGUUGUCGCGCUGUGUAAAACCGAACAGCCAUGUAUUACUAUGUAUUACCAUGUAUUGCCAUGUAUUGCCACGUAUGGCCAUGUAAUACCAUGUAUAGCCAUGUAUUGCCAUGUAUUACCAUGCAUUACUAUGUUUUACCAUGUAUUGCCAUGA